AUGUCAGAAGUAGUUGAAACCUUAAACUUAAAAUCAGAACGAAAAACUGAAUACUCAGAAACUGGCAAGGCACGAUGAUAUGCGAUUCAAAGCUCAAUAUAUGAGUGCUUCUCUCUGAUUUUGAAUUCUCGGGAUUCUCUCCCAACGCUUAAGAUAACAUCUCAAAAGCUACUGGAAGUUUUAUCGAGCUUUAUAAUAGCUCUCCAGCUCAUCAGUUUAAACUGAAAAAUUCAUCCAGAAAUAGAUGAUUUCGAUUCAUACAAAAACUAUUGAAAAUUCCUUGGAUAUGCAAGCUUUGAUAACAUUUGCGCAGAUUCAGAUUUUCUUUUAGGGUGCUAUUUUGGGAGCCUAUUAUUAAUAUUUAUCACAGCUGUUUUAGUCUCAAUUAUUUACUCUUUGAAGCUAAUGAACAAGAGAGUUAGCUCAGUUUUAAAAUUUAUGGCGAGAAACUGUAUAAAAUUUGUUUCCAUCAUUGGGCUUAUUCCAAUAAUUACAAUUUUUACUUUAACAAUAAAGUAUUCUCUAAACAAUGGAAACCAGGUAUAUGAGUACAGAUAUUGCAAUUCCUGCAAUUUAAACCGAAGUCCAGAAGAAAUUCUUGCAAGCAUUGUUUGUUUGUGUAUAGUAAUUUUAUUUUCUGUCACUUAUCAGAUCUUUUCUGCUGAAUUAAGACAUACUUCUAAACAAGAAAAUAUAAAAGCAAAAGCCCACUCACUUUUGGAUAUUGAGAUGGUUAUUUUUUCAUUGGUGAGCACAUUUAGCUUUACCUAUUUAAAUACUUACAGUACUUUUUAUUAUAAAUAUGUGUUACUAUUAUUCCCAAUAAGACUAGUAUGAAAAUUUUUCUACCUGAUUCCGUAUUAUAAUUCAAUUGCAAACGAAAUUUAUAUAACAAAAAAUGCAAUGAUAGGUACGGCAACAGCAAUCUUCCUAUUUGGAAUAGCAAUAAGCAAUGCAGGAGCCAUUUUUUUAUUAUUUUUAAUUUGUAUACCAAUUACGGUCGCACUUUUACUCGAUAGAUUUAAAAAUGUUUUUUCAAAAUUAGGAAAAAACAAUUCAAUACCGCAAAAUCAAUACGAAUUUGAGUUGAAAUUUAGAAAUCUGCUAUCUGAGCAAAAAGAGAUUAUUAUGCAUGACUUUAAAGAAGUAAAAUCUUUUUAUCGAUUUAUACAUGAUAAGCUUAUAGUUAUUUGGGAAACAAAUUAUUGUCUGUUUAUAUUACAGGAUGAAAGGCUGGCGAGGAUCAAGCUAGCCAAGGCGAAAGAAAUGGGAUUUUCUAUGGAAGGGAAUUUUCAAGAGUGACUAUGCUUGAAAAGCUUUCAAGAUGCAAAAGUAGAAAACAAUGAAGAUGUUAAUAUGAUUUAUUAUCUUUUAGAAAUCGAAGAAGUAAAAAAAGACGACGAGCUGCUUUGCCAUUAUAUGAUGAGAUUUUGGAGAGAAAUUACGACAAAGGGGCCCAAACUAAGCGCAGUUUUUUCUUUUUCAGCUAAAUUGACUCGAACCCUGGAUAAAGUGAAAAAAGAGUAUGCAAGCUUAAUUGCACGAUUUCCUCAUAGUGCCAAUUUAAAUGAAUUGUAUGGAUCUUUAUUGCAAGACUUGCUUGGAGAUUAUGAGAAUGGCGCAAAGCUGCUUAGAAAAAGGGAAAGCUUGAGAGUAGUUGAUAGCCAGCAUUCUCAAGAUAAAUUCGUGCUUUUCAAUGAAAUCAAUGGAAUUAUGCUGGUUUCAGCAGAGAAAGCAUCAUUUGGAGCAAUUACAUAUGUUAACGAAAAAGCAGCGCAAAUACUUAAACAAACAGCUCUUGGUAUAAUUGGCUCAAAACUAAGUAGCUACAUUCCUUCCCCAUUUGAUCAAAACCAUGAUAAGCACAUGGAAAAUUUUAUAGAGAACUGCGUUAAUCCAGAGGUAGGCUCCAGUAUGGCGAUUUGUCUUCAAACUGCAAGAGGAUACUUACUCCCUAAAUGAACUAGUAAAGCUUUUUCUAGCUCUUGAGGAGGUUAUUUUUUUUUCAAAAUAGAGACUUUUUCAAUGCUCUUCUCGCUCAAGGAGGGGAAAGUUAGUAGAAUGUCGGUUAAAAAUCUGGCUUUCAUCAGCAAGACGUCAGCUCUACUAUAUGGUUUCCAUAAAGCAGAUUCAUAAAUCUCGCCAAAUUGCCUUAAUUUCAGCGAGUGGAAUGAUUUUCAGCCACAGUGAGAUGUUUCCUCACUUUAUUGAUAACACCUCAGACACAUUAAAAGGAAAGUUGCUUUCUGAUUUAAUUCCAAAUUUCGAUAUCUCCUUAAUAGAACUAAAUGUUCCAAAGCGCUUCUCAAUCAAUAAUAAAGAAAUCCUCCUAGUUCACUCAGAGUAUUCAAUAAACAAAACAAUCGUUCAUUUUAUAUUUCUUAUUCACGAAAAGCAUGAAAUAGAUGAGUGGGCUCAUAAAAGUCAAGAUUAUCUUUACUCAGAAGCCAAAAAAGAAUUAAAUUCAGCUACAUUAAAAGUGCCUAAUAAAAAAGUACCUCUAAGUCAUUCAUUUUCAAAUGAAAAGAAAGCUAUUAUUAACACCCUUGAUAUAUCAGUGGAAGAGACUGAAAUUCCAAAGGAAAUAACAAAAUCGCAACUUUCAGCCAGCAGCGCUUCUUAUAGUAUUUCAAGUAAUGCUUAUUUAGGCUCUUUAAGCAACCGUAUGGCGCUAAGGUCAGAAAAUAAUCUUAAAAUAUUUAAGUUUACAUUACUCAUUACAGUAAAAACUAUUCAGAUUUUAGUAGCAAUGGCGAUGAACAUUAUUAUUCUCUGCUUUAUAUUAAGCCAAAUUAAUCAUUCAAAUGAUUUGAACGCGAUUAAGCAUCUUGGCGUUAUCCUUUUUGAUUCCAGUAAAAUUGGCUAUUUAUCAAGAGCUCUAGAAGUAGGCAAGAAUAGGAAGAAUUUCAAUUACACUUAUUAUAAAAACUUAUUUAAUGGCGCAGUUGUAGAGGUUGAUAAUAAUAGAAAUUUUCUUUUUGAAGAUUUACCGAAAUGAGAUUAUUGCUCCAGCUCUGAAAUCAUUAAGAAAAGCAUAAUUCCAAUAUGAAACCCAAAUUCAAUUGAGAAUAUGACUUAUCUCAAUCUUUAUGAUGCUGUUUCAAAUAUGCUUUCUUAUGUAAUUUUUAUGCAGGCCUACCCAUAUUCAGGGCUAAUCGAAAAUGACUUAGACCAUAAGGACUCUGAAUUUUAUUUGAUUGUGAACCACCUGGGUCAAUUUUACAAUUAUGUCAAUGGUUCUUUCUCUGGGUUCAUAAGUUGCGAAAAGGACCGUCUUGCUAGCGAAACUAUGAAUAUCAAUUAUUUAACAAUUAUGGGAUUAUGUGUUUUAGGAAUUUGUACAUUGGUUUUAAUUCCAAUUGCUAAGCGGCUUCAGGAUAACUUUAAUGGCUUACUCAAUCAUGUUAAGAAACUAGCUCAUAGCUCGUAUUAUGAACUGCACCAAAACUGCUUGAACAGACUUUCAACAGUUCAUGACUUUAGCCAAGACAAUGAAGACCUGAAAAGACCAAAAUUUCAAGAUGUUGAAAUCAAGAGCAGAGAAGGAUAUCAUUUAAUGCUCCUUUGUUUUGUAUUUAUUUUGUUUUCUUCUGGAUAUUACAUAAUAGUCACCUUUUGGCUUUAUCCGUCUUGCACUUCCCUUUUAGACCAAAGAUUCGAUUUCAUGGAAUUUUGGUAUGUCCGCAGCGCCUCGAUAUCUGAAGUAGCUUUUUGAACAAGAGAGACAUCAUUAAGAGGCAACAACACACUUGAGCAGCUGCUCAAUAGCCAUUACAAUUUUCAGAAGCCUCCUAAUGAGCUAUUCAAUGCUAUUAAAAAAUUCAUGAUCACCAGUAAAGAUGUCGAGGACCUCGAUAACCGAAAUAUGUACUCAAGCUACUUAAUACAGUUUAUUUUCGAAAAUCAGACAAAUCCAAAAAAUAUUAUGUGGAAAUACGGGUCUUUUCCAGCUUCUAAUGUAAUUAUUCUUGAUUCAUAUUACCAAGCGUUUUCCAAUGCGGCAAUUCCAAGCGACUUAGCUUUGUGAUAUACUCGGGCAAGCAUAUUGCAAAACGCAAUCAAAAAUAUCACUGAUAUGGCUGAUAUAGCAUCCAAAACAGUGAUUGAAGAAAGGCUAAAUGAUAUUAUUUACAUUACUGCAGGAUAUUGCGUAUUUUGUGUCUUGCUUUAUAUUUUCUUUUAUACUCCUUUUGUGGCUUUUGAAAAAAGGAAAAUUAGUAGACUGCAAUCGAUUACUUCUCUAGUCCCUUCGGGGUUAUUACAUAAAUUAAAAUGGCGAUACAUGCCAACUUGCCCUCUUUGCACAAUAGUCCAAACCUUAUGGCCACGGCUACAGGCUCAAGAGAUGUGCAUCUAGGUAGGUUUUGGCUGCUUUCCUGUGGUUGGAAAUGGAUGUACUCAGCAACGUCCUUUUGGAUCCGAGGACCUUUGAGCAUUCCUCUACCGAGAACUGGGGGUUUCGGCCCAGGCCACAGGGGAGUAGUCUUUUUCCUGUAUUUGUCGAAGGAAGGCACUUCAGCACUCGGCAGACUCCAAGUAAUUGAUCCUUGGAAUCAAGCUACUCCAAUUGCCAUUAGUAGGGCCGCAAAAACCCAUAAGCUGCCCACUCAAGAAUGAAGCCGCAAGGCAAGUAGGAGACAGAAAGUACCAGAAGUGGCAUCCACUUUGAAAGACCCUCUUGGCUGUAGUUGAAAGGUGGUAGAACCUCCAGUAGGGGAGAUCUUUGGUGACUGCGUCACCAAUAUGGCUAGCGCCUAGCUUUAAUAACCUAACUAACUCUUCGGGGUUCUUUCAGAAGAAAGAUGAAGUAUCUCAUGAGUUUUUAAAAACCAGUUAA
This is a messenger RNA of Blepharisma stoltei, 4837 nucleotides long. NCBI's taxonomy places the organism in Eukaryota, Ciliophora, Heterotrichea, Heterotrichida, Blepharismidae. The record is from the annotation of a GenBank genome assembly.